Lathyrus sativus (Indian pea) is the source of this 678-nucleotide messenger RNA. The record is from the annotation of a GenBank genome assembly. NCBI's taxonomy places the organism in Eukaryota, Viridiplantae, Streptophyta, Magnoliopsida, Fabales, Fabaceae.
AUGAAUAUGUUUGUAUUAAACAAACAACAUUCCUAUUCACUUUUUCUUCUUCUUGUAUCUAUUGCAGUGUUUUCAUAUUCAGUUCAAGCCAUGAGAUUUGAUCUACCACAUGAUAAAGCAGGAAGAUGCUUCUCCGAAGAGAUAACAAAGAUCAAUUCAAUGGUACUCGGUAACUACUCAAUCGUAAAUUCCAACCAGGAUCAACCAUUACCACCAAACCACAUUAUGACAGUUCAGGUUUAUCCGCCUCAAGGCGUUGUCCCGUAUCAUGUUGCAGAGCGUGUUCAAGCUGGACAGUUUGCAUUUACUGCAUAUCAAGUUGGUCAGUAUGCAAUAUGUUUUAUGGAUACAAGUGAUGAUCGCCAAGUAACAUUCUCUGUUGAUUUUGAGUGGAAAACUGGAGUUGCAGCAGCAAAGGGUCACCACAAGAAUAUUGCAAAGAAAAGUGAUGUUGAUUGGCUGGCAUUUGAGGUACAAAAGAUGCAAGAAACUGCCUUGGCCAUUAAAGAAGAGAUGUCUUAUCUUCUUGAACGAAAUACAGAAAUGACUGAACUCAAUUGGAUAACUGAUAAUCGAAUAUUCUUGUUGAAUUUCUAUUCAUUAUUUGUAUGUUUAUCCGUAGCAGGAUUACAACUAUGGCACUUGAAGACCUUUUUUGAGAAAAAGAAAAUCAUAUAA